This is a messenger RNA of Aedes albopictus (Asian tiger mosquito), 1531 nucleotides long. RefSeq names its product DDB1- and CUL4-associated factor 13. Gene Ontology annotation, cellular component: nucleolus; small-subunit processome. The record is from RefSeq and is a predicted model, not a curated record. Gene Ontology annotation, biological process: maturation of SSU-rRNA from tricistronic rRNA transcript (SSU-rRNA, 5.8S rRNA, LSU-rRNA). Gene Ontology annotation, molecular function: protein binding. The coding region runs from base 128 to 1465 and encodes 445 amino acids. Lineage: Eukaryota; Metazoa; Arthropoda; Insecta; Diptera; Culicidae. The transcript is spliced from 2 exons.
CUCAACGCGUGUUUUUGUUUACCUCGCUCACUUCGAAACCGUUCGCAACUUUUACUGCGCGUUUCACAAAUUUCGCGAUUUUCCACCAGUUUUCCAUGUGUUUUCCAGCUGAAAACUCCACCGCAGAAUGAAAGUGAAAGUGAUCAGCCGCAACCCGGACAACUACGUCCGGGAAACGAAGAAAGACAUCCACAAAGUGUUCCGCAACUACGACACGGCGCUGCACCCGUUCGAGGGGGCCCGCGAGUACGUGCGGGCGCUGAAUGCCACCAAGCUGGAGCGGGUGUUUGCCAAGCCGUUCGUGGGCAAUCUGGACGGGCACAAGGAUGGCAUUUCGGCGCUGGGUAAACAUCCGAAGUCACUGUCACUGCUGCUGAGCGGAUCCUACGACGGGGAGGUCAAGCUGUGGGACGUUCCGAACCAGGAGUGCGUGCAGAGCGUCAUGUGCCACAGCGGAUACGUGCGGGGGAUUGUGUUUUCCAACGAUGGAUCUAGGUUCUUCACAAUCGGCGACGACAAGGCCAUCAAAAUGUGGGACUCUGGCAUAGUGGACAGUGAGGACGAUACGCAUGAACCGCUGAACACGAUCCUGGGCAAGACGGUGAUUACGUCGAUUUCGCACAACUACGAGGAACCGUUCUUCGCGACCUGUGGCGAGACGUGCAACAUCUGGGACGAGACCCGCAAUUCCCCGAUCAAAACUCUCCAGUGGGGUGUGGACACUUUGUACGACGUCAAGUACAAUCCGGUGGAGACUUCCAUACUGGCGGCUUGCUGCAGCGAUCGCGGAAUCAUUUUCUACGAUCAGCGGGAGGUGAAACCUCUGCGGAAGAUUGUCAUGACCUUGCGGCCCAAUCAGCUGGCGUGGAACCCCAUGCAGGCGUACUUCUUCACGGUGGCCAGCGAGGACUACAAUCUGUACACGUUCGAUACCCGACGGUUGAAGAAUCCGCUCAAGAUUCACGAUGGCCAUACGUCGGCCGUGACUUGCGUCGAUUACGCCCCGACGGGACGAGAGUUCGUGUCCGGAAGCUACGACAAGACCAUCCGGAUCUUCGAGUCACACAAGGCCAAAAGCCGGGAAGUUUACCACACCAAGCGGAUGCAGCACUUGACGUGCAUCGGGUGGUCGCUGGACAACAAGUACAUCUACUCCGGAUCGGACGAGAUGAACGUUCGGCUGUGGAAAGCCCGGGCGUCGGAGAAGCUGGGUGCCCUACAGCCACGUGAGAAGCAAGCCUUCAAGUACAACGAAGCGCUGAAGGAGAAGUUUGCCGCCCAUCCGCAGAUACGGCGCAUCGCCCAGCACCGGCACGUGCCGAAGGUGGUGUACAACGAGCGGCGCAAGCAGCAGGAGCAGAAGCAGAAGAUCAAGCGAAAGGAGGAGAAUGUACGGAAGAACUCCAAGAAGAACGUCCCGUACGUGCCGGAGACCAAGAAGAAGGUGCUGCGGGAGGAGCAGUAGAGGUUAUCGGGAUUUUUCUUAUGCUUUAUAAAUAAAUAAAUUAAAAUAAAAUUCGUGAUAAGAGUU